Molecule: messenger RNA, 1532 nt
Organism: Asterias rubens (European starfish)
Lineage: Eukaryota; Metazoa; Echinodermata; Asteroidea; Forcipulatida; Asteriidae
Product: dimethyladenosine transferase 1, mitochondrial-like
Exons: 7
Coding region: 207-1157 (316 amino acids)
Biological process (GO): rRNA methylation; transcription initiation at mitochondrial promoter
Cellular component (GO): mitochondrial matrix
Molecular function (GO): mitochondrial transcription factor activity; rRNA (adenine-N6,N6-)-dimethyltransferase activity
Source: RefSeq, a predicted model, not a curated record
GGUCAUAACAACAACACCAUGUGGACGGUUUGAGCAUUGAGCGAUCGUGCGGAAUAGUACUGAAAAAUAUUCUUGAUUUCUCUUAGAUCUUUAGAGUGAUUAAGUAUUUUUAACGUCAAUAUAAAUAUCCAAGGUUCAUAGGAUCAUGUGAUUGUGAUUAUUUAAGUUUUGAUUUUGAGGAAGUUUAGUUUCGUACCAGUUUGAAAAUGGUACAUCUUCGUUUGCCGCCCCUACCGACGAUUCGUGACAUCAUUCGGUUGUACGGGCUGAGGGCUGAACGACAGCUCGCACAAAAUUUCCUGCUGGACUUGAAAUUGACAGAUAAAAUAGUUCGGCAUGCAGGCAAUUUGGAGGGUGCCCAUGUCCUUGAGGUUGGACCAGGACCAGGGGGUAUCACAAGAUCCAUAUUAAACAAAGGUGCUGCAAACUUGGUAGUAGUAGAGAAAGAUCAAAGAUUCUUACCCAGUCUUACAAUGCUUUGUGAGGCAGCUAAUGAAAGGUUAAAGGUCAUUCACGGAGACAUCAUGAAAUUCAACAUGGAGGAGGAAUUUCCAGCAGACCUUAAAACAUCAUGGGAUGAUGAUCCUCCUAAUAUCCACAUCCUGGGGAAUCUUCCAUUCAACGUGUCCACCCCUCUGAUCAUACGAUGGCUGGAAGCAUUAUCCAAUCACAGUGGACCUUUCAUCUAUGGUCGGACACGGAUGCUGUUGACUUUCCAGAAGGAGGUGGCAGAGAGGUUGGUUGCACCAGUGAGAGAUUCCCAGAGAAGUCGACUGAGCAUCAUGGCCCAGCAUCUUUGUGAAGUCAAACACUGCUUCACUAUACCAGGGAAAGCCUUCGUUCCUAAACCCGACGUUGACGUUGGUGUAGUGAGCUUCACACCACUCGCUGAUCCUCUCAUUGACCUGCCAUUUAAGCUGGUCGAGAAAUUAGUCCGUUCUGUAUUCCACUUCAGAAGAAAAUACUGCAGGAGGGGAGUAGAGAGUUUGUUUCCUCUGGAGAGACAAGACCUGACCGAUGAGAUAUUUCAAGUAACUAAGAUUGAUCCAACUCAGCGGCCGAUGUUGUUAACCAUGGAAGACUUUAACCUGAUGUGCCACGCAUACUACAACAUCUGUCAGAGAAUCCCUGGCAUGUUUGAUUACAACUACAGGUAGCACUCAAGAACAGGAGACCAGGGCCCGAUUUCACAAAGAGUUAUUAAAAACCAGUCUUCUCGAGUUAGGACUAGCUCUUAGUUCUUACUCUUUGUGAAAUCGAUACCAGAGCCUGAUUUCACAAAGCAAUAAAACUCCCUGCAAGACCAAUUCUCAGUAGUGACAGAGAUUUGUAUUGUGACAUCACACUUUAUUUAGCAACUUUGAUUGAUUUUGAAGUUAAGAUCAAUCUUAGCUCUUUGUGAAAUCGGCCCCUGGGCCCAAUGGCUCUGCUUACUGCCAAAUUAUGCGCUUACGUUCAGCAAUCUCUGCUUACUGUGCAAGCGCUAAAUUUAUGCGCUAGCUGUGUAAGCAAAGAAUGCCUUGUAACGUGGA